Molecule: messenger RNA, 2055 nt
Organism: Drosophila gunungcola (fruit fly)
Lineage: Eukaryota; Metazoa; Arthropoda; Insecta; Diptera; Drosophilidae
Product: solute carrier family 52, riboflavin transporter, member 3-A
Exons: 2
Coding region: 460-1929 (489 amino acids)
Biological process (GO): riboflavin transport
Cellular component (GO): plasma membrane
Molecular function (GO): riboflavin transmembrane transporter activity
Source: RefSeq, a predicted model, not a curated record
UUCGACUGUCAGUUUCACGCUCGCCUGCGAUGUUUAUUAAUUGAAAUUCAACUUUUGAGUGCUCAAAUGCCCAACCAAAUUUGUAAAAGCUGGACGUGCUUCUCCGGCGCAUCCGCCUCCUGGAAACUCCUGCAUUUUGUGUCCUGCUGCACGGUCGACGGAAAUUCACAGAACAUUGCAUAAGAAAUCUCAUUCGCCCAGCGUAACUGAGACUUCUAGGGCCACCAAGUUGGACUUCGACUUUGUAAUUAUUCGCGGCUUUCACGGCAAUUAACCUUCCAAUCGCCGUAUACUUGCCACAUUUCGCCAAUUAAGCCAUUGAUUUUUAAUAACAAAUCAAAGCGAAAUUAAACGCUUUUACCUGCGCAUCCCAUCGUACAGGCACAGUGGCCUGGAUCGAGAAAUCUAAUCGCCGCAGGGAUCAUAAAUUAAUUCGAAGAGUAGACUUCGAGUUCAAAUAUGAGCAAGUUCCACAAAAACCGAGGAGCUGGUGGCCCCAUGACUCCGGCGGGGCCAGUCUACGGCGUGAUCUCGACGUUGGACGACGCCGCUCAGAAUACCGCUGGUUUCGCCAGAUUCCCUUCGCUUGAGGCCAAAAAAAGUGAGUUGAGAUUGUUUCUAAACUGGGGAAACCCCAAAAAGAAUAGGGAGAUGGGUUCAGAGAAGCUGCGCAAUCGCAGCUGGAUCGUCGAUGUCCUAGCCAUUUUCUUUGGCAUCGGCACGUGGCUAGGGGUCAAUGGCACCUUCAUCCAACUGCCAUUGCUGGUGGACGAGGCCCCGGAGGGCUGGAGUCUGCCCUCCUACCUCAGCGUGAUGGUGCAGAUUGGCAAUCUGGGCCCCCUGUUGUACACUGCCAUUCAGAAGUAUUCCCCCAAGAAGCUGAACGACGGAUGGACCAUCCACGGAGUGCUACUGGUAGGUGCCAUCUCUUGCUUGCUGACGGCUUUCUUCUACAACCGAACGGCUCCAGUGGCCGGCACGGAUCAUAGUUUGGCCCUUUUUGUGCUAACCUGCUUCACUGCGCUGAAUGCCUGCACCAGCUCAGUGCUUUUUAUGCCCUAUAUGGGGCGCUUUAAGGAGCAGUACAUGGUCACUUACUUCAUUGGCGAGGGACUGAGUGGUCUGCUGCCCAGCGUGACGGCUUUGAUCCAGGGCAUCGGCGAAAGCGGCGACUGUGUCCUGGUCAAUGUGACGGAAACAGGACAGGAGAUCUACGAACUGCAGAAGACACCACCUCGAUUCGACACCCGCGUCUUCUACCUCAUCCUCUUCGCCCUGAUGGUGUUCGCCUAUGUGGGCUAUACGCUCCUGAACUCCCUGCCCGUGGCCAGGAGGGAAUACGCCCAGGUUACAGUCAGCGAGGGAAACAAGUACGUGUACGGAGAGGCCGAUAACCACGAAAUAAAGACGGAAAAACUCAGCAAGGGCCAGUACACCUACCUGCUGCUGCUGAUUGGAGUCAUCUCCCUGUUCAGCAACGGAAUGUUCGGCAGCAUUCAGUCCUACUCCAGUGCCCCCUACGGAUCGCAGGCAUAUCACUUAUCUGCCACGCUCAGUGUGAUUGCCAAUCCAAUGGCCUGCUUUUUGGCCAUGUUUCUGCAUUUCACAUCCCUGCGGAUCAUUACCGUGCUCUCCAUCCUGGCGGGUGUUCUGACCAGCUACGUUUUCACCACGGCUGCCCUGAGCCCUCUGCCGCCACUUCACGACAAGACCAUGGGAGCCGUGCUGGUGGUGACUGCUUGGACCUUGCUGGUGGGGAUCGUGAGCUACACCAAGCUGGGAAUCACCACCGUGAUGCGAGCACAGGGUGGCCAGUCGCUGGUCUGGGUGGGGGCCAUCACGCAGCUGGGUUCUGCCAUCGGAGCGGUAGCCAUCUUCUUCGCCAUCAACUACUCGGAUCUUUUCAAGGCCGCAGAGACGGGCUGCUGACAGAGCCAGCAUAUCCAGGGAUGCAUCGUGAUUUUAUAGAUGAUUUUACUAUAGUUUAGUGUGAUAUUUUCAAAUUUGUAUUUCCCCCUUAAUGGCCACAAUGAAGAUAGUACCUUGUUACCUGAA